UCCCUACAACAAGCAAUUUGUGAAGUCUUGGCCAAAGCCUUGGCUUCGAAAGUCGAAAGGCAUGCUCUGUUUAGAUUCAUCUACACGCACAAAAUGUUUGCACAUGAGACCACUAAUCUACUCACACGAUUUAUUCCGUUUACUGAAUGGAAAGCGCAUCCAUUCCGUAAUGAUAUAGAGUAGAUAGAUAACCAAGCGAAACUUGUGAUACACCAAAUCAAAAUCACUUGUGCUUAACUUAGCAUCGGAGAUCAGCAUCUCAUCUAGGUUGAUUUCUCAAAGAAAAAUAAAAAGAAAAGAAAAAAAGCAUAUGAGCAUGCACUCAGGAAUGAAACCAAAUUGUUAAUUGUGAAUCUGUUGCAUCUGUUGUAUUGGAAAUAAAGAGAGGAUGCUGCCCAGAAGAAAAGGAAAACAAACCGAAUUUCCGGAGAAGGGGAACAACCAAUGUUUCGAAAUAUGAAAAAUCAGCAUUUGAGUCGGCGGUUACACACUCAUGCAUAUCGGAACCCGAAAAAUGGCGGGGCGGGAGAAUGAGCAUGAGCAGAGCGAAGCAACGCUGAAACUGACAGUUAUCGGUGCAGAAGGCUUAAAGGGGAUUCGAUUUCUAGGAAGAAUGAAAUCGUUUACAGUCGCUUGGGUCGACCCACAAGUCAAGAGAUCCACCAGAAUCUUAAACAGUUCCUCCACGAGCCCCAUUUGGAACGAGCAGCUCUCAUUCCCCUUAUCUUAUCAAACCCUACAAAACCCUAAUUCCCGCAUCAUGAUCCAGGUCCUCUCGCCUUCGUUCCUAGUCCACAAUCAGAAGGUCAUUGGGUCCACGGUUCUCUCCCUCUCCCAGAUCCAAUACGAAGGAGAGCUAUUUACUUUGCAGCUGUGGAGACCGUCAGGGAGGGCUCAGGGUUUGAUUAGAGUAUCCGCUUGCAUCGAGCGUAUCCCUGGAGCUGGAGGUUUGUAUCCACUGCCACUGGUAGGUUGCGUUACGGGGAUUCCUGUUGUUGACAACAAUACAAUAUAUUCGUUUGUUCCUGAUCAAACGGCCCCGAUGGAAAUUGGAUCCGUUCCUCCUGUUCCAUCUGCACCGCCGAUGCCGCCGGCUGGCGGUGAUGUACGGAAGAAUAUUUUUAUCGGUUUUCUCAGUGGAGCUGUUGCUGUUAUAUUGCUUGGACUUAGCGCUUCUAUUGACAGCUGAGAGGGAGGGAGAGAGAGAGAGUGCGUGUGUUUCUAUGUUCCUGUAAUCAUCAUCUCUUCAGUUCGAGAAAGGAUACUUCGAUCUAUUUCGUGUUUUCAGUUUA
Messenger RNA from Nelumbo nucifera (sacred lotus), 1292 nucleotides. NCBI's taxonomy places the organism in Eukaryota, Viridiplantae, Streptophyta, Magnoliopsida, Proteales, Nelumbonaceae. The record is from RefSeq and is a predicted model, not a curated record.